This is a messenger RNA of Folsomia candida, 2803 nucleotides long. RefSeq lists its product as uncharacterized. The transcript is spliced from 6 exons. The coding region runs from base 285 to 2657 and encodes 790 amino acids. The record is from RefSeq and is a predicted model, not a curated record. NCBI's taxonomy places the organism in Eukaryota, Metazoa, Arthropoda, Collembola, Entomobryomorpha, Isotomidae.
AUAGUCAUGUGCGCCUGGCUUAGUUUAUAUAAUUGCGUUUAUAAUAUAUAUAAAAUACUACAUAUGUGGCUAACUUGCUGGUGGAAAUUACUCAUAGAAGAAACAGGAUUUAUACAAACAUAUAGAUAAUAUAUAAGUAAUUACCUACACACGCCUGUCAAUUUACAGAAGUGAAAACAUCUGGAAAAAUUUGUUUUUGAUACUAAAUAAUAUAAAAUGCAAUUUAAUUUUACUUGCACACGCACUUCAUUACAAAGUCUCUAUAUAUAACGUCCGUCAUAAUAAUGCAUAGGUUCUGGAUUUAUGUUCUUUGGCAGCUAUGGUGCUUUCUCUUGCCAUCAGCUUUAGGAUGGAAUAGAAGUGCCUUAAUUUACCAUUUGGAGACGAGGGAUGGAGAGAGUUGGAAGCGAAACUUUAUGCGAGUGGACGAAAACGGAAAAUUUAUUGGGCAAUGGCUUUUCGACCACGCCAUCCUCACUGCGGUCACAAUCAAUGAGAAAGACAUCAUGUAUGGUGGCCUGGAUGGGCAAGAUCUGCUCAAUCUUUGGGAUAAGCUCUCCUCCGAUGCGAGACAGGUUGAUAAGGCGAUUGGAGAAUUGCUGGUCCCCUUUCCAAAAAAUGAUGGACGAAUACAACUUUCUCUUGCAAUGCCGUACAUUGAUGGGAAAGAUCGCACCGUAUACGUUGAGGGUAAAUCUUACUCCUUGAAAAAUCCACUCGACCGCAAAAAUCUUGUGACUUGGUACAUCCUUAAAGUAAACCAACUAAGACAAAGUGGAGAAUUAAAGAACGUGGACAUUUUAGGCGUUUACUAUCACCGAGAAGAUAUUAUAGAUGCGUACGGAGAUGUUGAAAUUGUAACGUAUUUUAAUCAGCAAGUUCAUAAAAUGGGGAUGAAAUCCGUGCACGUUCCUUAUUACAAUGCUCCACAUGCGUGGGAUGGAAAGACGUUGCUUGGGUUUGAUGUCCUCGUGGUGCAGCCAGGUUACUCAUUUGCGUCGUCGAUUGAUCGAGGCACAGCAACUGGGGACAGAUUAUACGCUAUUGGUCGAAAAUCUGCAAAUCUCAACCAGUGUUUUGAAUAUGAGUUGCGUGGAGGGGGACAAGACCGACUUGAAAACUGGAUUGCGCAUCAGUAUCUUGCUGUUGCACAAUCUAGUGGGGCCGCCAAGUUUCCACAAGUAUUUUUUGUCGGUUCAGACUUUUUUGACAGAAUGGGAGCAGGGUCACGACAAAAUGGGGACAGGUGGUGGGCAUAUUCCGACCUGGCAAACUAUUUGGGCGGUUUGCCAAUAGCCAAUAUGGAAAUAUGGAUUUCUUUCGGACCAAAUGACUAUCAACAGGUUUCCACAAACGUGCGAAGCAAAAACUGGAUCGUUCCAGCCGGAUAUGAAGGGAUCACUUCGAUCAGACUAGAUUUCAGCGAUUCCAAUGGAUAUUGGAAGGGAAAGUUGGUGGUGAGACUUCCUGGCAGUGCUUUUUCUGCCUUUUCUCAACGCACUGGAGCAGAUACCAUCGACCCAUCGUAUAAUUCGGUACUAACUCCAACGGCAAAUUUGAACAUAACAGCAGGGAUGAAUUUGGUGAUUGAGCUACACAGAGAAACGGCGACUACUCCGUGGCCAACCAUUAUUCAGAUGAUUGCAGCGAAAUUCGAGCCUCCGUAUUUGGCAAAUCCUCUUUUCGAAGACACCUCUUCUUCCAGCGUGUCCGUAGUUGAGGGACCGUACGCUGACAAUGCCCCCACCCAUAAGCAAUACGCUCAGGGGAAGCUGACGGAUGGGAAGGUGGCUGUAGGGGAAUCAUGGGACUGGGACGGAAUAAUGGGAUGGACACUAAUUCCCGAAGGGGUGUUUAGUAUCACGAUUGACCUGGGUCAAGUGGUUAGCUCAGUGGCGGAUGUUAGAAUAUGGUCCCAUGUCGAUGGUAGUUCAGCUGUCAGACUUCCGACUAAAUUGGGAGCAUUUGUUGCAACUAGUUGUCCCCCAAGGGUGAGGGGAACGCUGGAAUUGGGAUGUCCUCCAACGGCAUCUUCCGGCCCAGUCGAAAUAAUCAAAAUUGAUGGGAAUAAUAAUAACGACGACAGAUAUUUACUUUAUUUGCGAUUUGAGAAUGUGAAGGGCAGGUGGGUGACGAUUUCUGGAGUUCCGUUAGCUUGGUUUCUAUUGGAUGAGGUCGAAGUUCGGGAUAAUACGGGGACUGUGCUUUCACGAGGAAAGCCAUAUAUUGUGACUCCAAUUCCUGGGGAGGGAAAGUCUUCCUUCGCGUAUCCAGACACUGGGAGAAAGUUGGUUGAUGGAGCAAUUUUCAAGAAAUUUGUUGGAGGGUCUACAGGUAUCGUUGGAAUAAGCAAAGAACAGAAGGAUGGGCAGGUUGAGGUUGUUUGGGCGACAGCAAAAUUAGUGACAUGCAUGAGGGUAUGGAUGACAGAAGCAGAUUCGGACUACGGGAUUGGACUUCCGGGAAAUGUCACUCUGCAAGUACGAGAUUACCAGAGAAACUGGCAAUCAGGGGUGAAAGUCGCCACCCUUCAAAGUUGUGGACCAUCGCCUUGUGCAAGAUUGUGUUUCGACUCGAAAAGGUUUGUUACUGGAGUUCGAGCGAGUUUCUUUAGUUUGCAGGCAUGGGUUAUGGUCACAGAAAUUACCGUCGAGUGAUGACACAACAUUUGUACUAUGGUAGUAUAAUUAUAUGUACUGCGCUACAAUUCAUGUAAGACGGAGACUAAGAGAAUUUAUUGAGGAAUAUUACUAAAAUAAUUUUGAAGUAUAUACAUAUACAUAAAUAAAUAUAACAGUGUUGA